This is a messenger RNA of Cygnus olor (mute swan), 3179 nucleotides long. It is a transcript of the gene FIGNL1, whose product is annotated as fidgetin like 1. NCBI's taxonomy places the organism in Eukaryota, Metazoa, Chordata, Aves, Anseriformes, Anatidae. Gene Ontology annotation, molecular function: ATP binding; ATP hydrolysis activity; microtubule severing ATPase activity. The transcript has 2 exons. The record is from RefSeq and is a predicted model, not a curated record. The coding region runs from base 621 to 2744 and encodes 707 amino acids.
UCCCCUGCGGCGCGCGCUUGGGGGCGGUUGGUGGCCGUUGGUGACCGUUGAUGGCCGUUGCGCCCCCUCAGCCGUGAGGGGGCCCGCGGGCCAGGCAGGGCGGGGGCUCGCUGCGGCCGGUGCUGGGGCAAAACCCCCGGCUCCGGAGGUGUAGGGGACGGUUUGGGGGCUCACGGUUCCGUAGCUGGCAGCAGAUAAAGGAUGCGGAAAAUCUCAUGUGCACACGUUUCAGGAGAAAAAAGUUAAAAUUUCGAGUUAGCUACCUGUCUGUGCGCUUACUAGUUCAAAACGCGGCCUGUCAGAGCUGUGGAAAUGAUUGCAUCUUUGUGAAAUGGCUGCUGAUUUGGGGGGGAUUAUAUGUUUAUAUUCUGAAUUAUGUAAAUUAUGGAGGUGCUUAACAUGAGCAAAUACAAACUUUUAUGUUUCAUAAUAUGCUUUUAAGUCACCAUGGAAAAUCCAUGUGCACAGUGCGAGCUUAGCAUCUUGCCCAGUAGUCUUAGACAGGGACGAUGAGGGGCUGCAGCCCCCCGGCUCCAGCUCACCUGUUGCAGGUGGGCUCUGGUGGGAACUCGCACCCCACACAGUAGCUGCAAGAUAGACUUUUCAGCGCACAGAAGCUGAUGGUAAUUUUUAAAAUUGGAUUCCCAUGUAAAGGCACUGAAUUUGCAGUGUCAGCGAUGGAAGCACCAACUCAUAGCACCGUGCACCUGAGCGACUGGCAGAAAAGUUACUUUGCUCUUACCUCUGGCACCUGCACGCCCGCACAGAAGGCUGAUGAAUACCGUGCCAAAAUUCUGCGUAUUCAGUAUGCAUGGGCAAACUCAGAGAUCUCUCAGGUCUGUGCUGCCAACCUCUUUAAAAAAUACGCAGAGAAAUACUCUGCAAUUAUUGACUCUGACAACAUAGAGACUGGCUUGAAUAACUACGCUGAAAACAUUUUGACUUUGGCAAAGUGUCAGCAAAAUGACAGUGACAAGUGGCAAUCUGCCUUGACAACAGAUAAUGUAUUUGAAUUAAAGUGUGUGCAGGAGAGGAUGCAGGCUGGCAAAAAUUUCCAAAGCACUCAGAUGGCACCGACAGAUGCCUUUGUACCAGCCGGUAACGGGGUCAGUGCUUCUGCCACUCUGGGUCUUCCUAGACUCGGUGUCUUCAGCAGUGUUGCCGAGAGUGAACGCUGUGCUGGCUCAUCAAAAUGUGCAAGUCGGGGCCCGGAUCUCCUUGAACAUCCCUCAUCUUCAAAGUCUCUUCAAAGCAGUCUGCCUCCUGUGACCAAAACUUCGGAUAUACCUCCUGUCUCUUCUGUGUCCCUAAAGGAACAGGUUCAUACAGGUUUCCAGGUAACUCCACUGUUUGGAAAUAAAGAAAUGGCAAGCAGCAGUUCUCUGAAAACGUCAGGUGGCUGUCAUGACGGGCAGAAUUUGUCUCUUCCCAGUCAGUCGGCUGUACAUGCCUGGUCUGGGAAAAGAAAAGCGUUUUAUGGUUUGGCUGAUAAAGGCAGCGCUGCACCUUCUAUCCUUGCUCCGUGCCAGCCUUCCGUUAGUACAGAAGCCAGUAGUUUUUCAGGGAAUAGGAACAGAAACGAGGAGAGCGCUGCUCCUGGUUUUAGAACGGCAAAAGAGCAGCUGUGGGUGGAUCAGCAAAAGAAACCUCAGAGCCUCCACCAGCGUACACCAGCCUCGUCGUACGGAGGCGUAAAAAAGUCGCUGGGUGCUGGUAGGUCUCGGGGUCCAUUUGGCAAGUUUGUUCCUCCAGUCCCAAAACAAGAUGGGAGUGAAAACGGAGGAGCACAAUGUAAAGCUCACGCACGAGGGCCGCCAGAUCCAGCACUUCCUGUAGAUGAGCGCCUGAAGAACAUUGAACCAAAAAUGGUGGAGCUCAUUAUGCAUGAGAUCAUGGACCACGGCCCCCCCAUCAACUGGGAUGACAUUGCUGGAGUCGAGUUUGCUAAGGCUACGAUAAAAGAAAUAGUAGUGUGGCCGAUGCUGCGGCCAGACAUCUUCACGGGGUUACGUGGUCCUCCGAAAGGAAUUCUUCUCUUUGGCCCCCCCGGGACUGGGAAGACGCUCAUAGGCAAGUGCAUUGCGUGCCAGUCCGGGGCUACGUUUUUUAGCAUCAGUGCCUCUUCUCUGACUUCCAAGUGGGUGGGUGAAGGGGAAAAGAUGGUCCGCGCGCUGUUUGCUGUGGCACGAUGUCAGCAGCCGGCGGUGAUUUUCAUCGAUGAAAUUGAUUCUCUGUUGUCUCAGCGUGGGGAUGGGGAGCAUGAGUCUUCGAGAAGAAUAAAAACCGAAUUUCUGGUCCAGUUAGACGGGGCAACAACCUCCUCCGAAGAUCGUAUCCUGGUAGUUGGAGCAACGAAUCGACCCCAAGAAAUCGAUGAAGCUGCCCGAAGGAGACUGGUAAAGAGACUGUACAUUCCUCUUCCGGAAGCCUCAGCGAGGAAGCAGAUUGUGACUCGCCUCAUGUCAAAGGAGCACAGCUGCCUUAGCGAGGAGGAGAUUGAGCUUAUCGUUCAGAAAUCACAUGGGUUUUCGGGGGCAGACAUGACACAGCUCUGUCGGGAAGCUUCUCUGGGCCCCAUCCGCAGCCUUCAGUCCAUGGAUAUCGCGACCAUCCUGCCGGACCAAGUGCGGCCCAUUGCCUUCGUUGACUUUGAGAGCGCCCUCAGGACCGUGCGGCCCAGCGUGUCCUCGAAGGAUCUAGAGCUGUACGAAACCUGGAACCAGACCUUCGGCUGUGGUAGAUAACUGCAUCGUGACUGCCUUGCAGUUCUUUAGCACUGUCAGGUGUUAACACCGUGACAAUUCAGUGUGCCUGCGCUGCUUCUUGUUUCUAUCCGUCUCUGUAAUAAAUCUUGUGAAGUUACGCAGCCAGACGUCUAGGUGCUGGCCUGAGGUUUAGCUAACUGGAAAGAUGGAGAAACUGUGAGGAAAUUACAGAUAGCCACUGUGAAGGGUGGAUGAAUUUCACCGAUGUUCAAGGGGGAGAUGGGCAAACUUUCCGUGUAAUUGAAGGGAGCACUGGGGGUCUCCUGGGGGAGGGACCUUGCAGGAGGAACCUCCUUCUGAGGGUGUGAAGAGGGGGUGUCCAGUAAAUGGUGUUCUUGUCUGACUGAGCCCUGCACAGAUCACUGCAGUCUAAUCCCUGUUUUUCAUUAAAUCCUCUAACUGUUUUCCGUUUGA